Paramecium octaurelia is the source of this 2512-nucleotide messenger RNA. The record is from the annotation of a GenBank genome assembly. Lineage: Eukaryota; Ciliophora; Oligohymenophorea; Peniculida; Parameciidae.
AUGGAGGGACCCAAAAUAACAGUCGUAAUCAGAAAGAGACCACUGGGAAAGAAAGAGCUUGCGCGUGGUGAUUAGGAUAUUGUGCAAGUGAAGGAUUAAGCUACAGUCUUGUUGAGCGAGAUCAAGUAUGCAUUUUGAAAUUCAAUAUACUUUCUCUUUUUUAGGCAGAAAGUUGAUCUGACCAAGUAUGUUGAAUAGCAUCACUUCAAUUUCGACUUAGCAUUUGAUGAGAGUGUAAAUAAUGAGGGAGUUUAUGCUACUGCAGUGCGUCCAAUAAUCGAAGCAGCUUUCAAUAAAGCAAAGUGCACUUGUUUUGCAUAUGGAUAAACAGGCAGUGGUAAAACAUUCACGAUGCUUGGUGACCCUGAAGCCAAUGUUCCAGGACUCUAUCUGAUGGCUAGUUAUGACCUGUUCAACAUAUUACAAAGAGUAAUUAGCAUCCUUAUUAUCCAAUUAGCCAGAGUAUGGCAAUUUAUACGUGACCAUUUCAUUUUAUGAAAUCUACUGUGGCAAAUUGUUUGAUCUCUUAAAUGAUAGAACCUAAUUGGCUGCCCAGGAGGAUGCCAAAGGUAAUGUUUAAAUCAAAGCAUUAACUGAAAAAAAAAUUCAAAAUGUCCAGCAACUCAUGCAAAUCAUACAACAUGGAUAGAACUCCAGAGUUACUUCGCAAAACUCUGCAAAUUCCGAAUCCUCAAGAUCUCAUGCCUUACUAUAAAUUAAUUUAAAGUAAGGCAAGCUAGUUCAUGGCAAACUCUCAUUUAUUGAUUUGGCUGGUAGUGAAAGAGGAGCUGAUGUUAGAGACCAAGAUAAGACCACUAGAGUCGAUGGAGCUGAAAUUAAUAAAUCUCUCUUGGCUUUGAAAGAGUGCAUUCGAGCUUUGGAUCUCAAUAAGAAUCACACUCCAUUCAGAGGCAGCAAACUUACUCUAGUACUCAAAGAUAGUUUGAUCGGCAAUUGUAGAACUGUCAUGAUUGGUAACAUUUCACCCAGUAGUGCUAAUAGUGAACAUACACUAAACACAUUAAGAUAUGCAGACAGAGUCAAAGAAUUGAAGAAACCAUAAGAAUAGAAAUCAGGAGGAGAUGCACUCAAUCGAGAAUUGAUGUUAGCCAGAACAGGUUCUACUUUAUUUUUAUUACUUUAGAUACAAAUGUUAUUCGUAAAGAAUAUAAAAAUCCUGAUUCUGAAGACGAAGAAGGAGAUGAUUUAUAUAGUGGACCCCAAGGUUCUUAAGGUGGAUUGACUCAGAUGAACAAUCAGAAAUAUCAAUAAUAUAAUAACAUGACUUCUUCAUAGCAGUACUCACAAUAAUUUCAAUAUGCUUAAUAGUAAUAAUAAUAAUAAUAACAAUAACAAUUGCCUCCUUAACCACUACAAUAACAACCAGUCAGAACAUUAUCAGCUAAUUCAUAAUAAUAAAUGCAAUAAUAAUAAUAAUAAUAAUAAUAAUAAUAAUAAUAAUAAUAAUAAUAAUACAAUUAAUAAUUCACUAAUCCGUAUGCUAAAUAACCAUCACCAUAACCAUAAUAAUAAUAAUAACAAUAACAAUAACAAUUACCUCCUAAUCUUCCAAAAUCCAAAAGCACUUAACCUAAUCAAGCCUAGCAACAAUAGUAAUCAUCAUCAUAAACACAAUUACCAAAUCAACAAUUCUUCAUGUAAUAAUAGCCAAUGAUGGUCCCAUAAUAACCUAAUAUUUAUUAAUAAUAGCAAUAACCAAAUCUAUAGCAAUUCAUAAAUCCAUAACCUUAGCCACAACCAUUGAUGUAUAGCAAUUUACAGAAAUAAAAUGCUGUCCAGCAAAACCAAAUGUUAUACCAGCAAUAACAAAACCAAUUCCCUUAACAAUAAAUGUUCUAGCAAUACCCUCAACAAACCUAUAUCAACAACAAUCAGUAUUAUGCAAAGUAACAACCCUUAAUUCCUGGAAUGAACCCAAUUCCUCAAUAACCGAACAAUUUUAUGCAACAUUACUUGGAUAACAAUUUAAAUUAGUAAUAAUAAGAUCCAUUUGUUAAUGAUGAUUUUCAAGGCGAGGAUGGAGACAACCUAUUGUUGGAGGAAGUGGAUCCAGAAUAGGAGAUAUAGGAAUAAAGAAACUAAUUAUUGUCCUAAUAACAUUAAGAGCUAGUGAACAAAGUAUUACAAGAAGAAGAUGAGAUAAUUGUGUUCCAUAGAGAUCAUAUCGAUGUAAUGGUUGAGAUAUGCAAAUCUGUAAUACAAAGUUUAUUAUCAUCACUAGGAUAUGAUUCUAUUAAAUUCUUUGGAUCAAAAUCAAGUUGCUGUGGCUGAUUAUAUGGUGAAGCUAAAAUAGAAUUUACAAGUCAAACAAUAGGCAAUCAACGAUUUCUUAAGCAAGCUAGGACAAUACGAAUAGUUGUUGGAAUAAGUAUGAUUGUGUAUCUACUUUCUCUAGGAAGCUGAAUUAAAUGAAUAAUUGAAGGAGUUCGGAUUGGGUAAUAACUCAAAUUAAACAAAUAUAUAAUGAUAACUAAUCAUAAUGUUAACUCUA